AAAUUACACGUACAUUUAUAAAAAUUAUUUAUCUUAGCUCAUCAUAUGUUUUAAAUUAUGAUUAGAUGUUUUAAGAAAUCACUUAAUUAUUUUUUUUGUUAGGUGUCGAUCAUAUAGAGAGUUUGAAAAAUAAUAUUAUAAUUUGAUCUGUUAAUGACUUUCAAUUGUUUUCAUUUUAUGAGUAAGAAAAUAAGUUCUAGAACCAGUUUUAUCAUUAUCCAAACGACCUAAAUAUAUUGCACAAAAUAAUUUAUGGUAAAUAACUAUGUAAUUUAUAUAAUAUAUAUAAUGAUUCAUAAAAUAAUUGUUAGGAAUCAAAUAUUUCUAAACUAUAUAAACUAUUUCAAAAGUUUCAGUAUUAUAUACCUUCAAAAUUUAAGUAAUUUUAUUAAAAAAUGAAUCAUGAAUAUUAUAUACAACUAAUUUUAGUACAAUUAUCAAUAAAAAAUUUAAAUUUUUUUUAAAAUAGUCAUAUUUAUCCUUUUUAGAAAACAAUCAUUAUUAUAAAAAUAUUUAACAGAAAACACAUAAUGGUAAAAAUAUAUUUUAAUUAAAAAAUUAUAAUAAAUAUAUUGUUACGAAACAUUCAAAUCCGUGAAAUCGCGGGCAUCCACCUAGUACUUAUUUAUAUCAAGUAGUAAUAAGAAAAUAUAAUACGUCAUUCUCUAGUCAUGAUGCCCGGGCCCAUGGCAUCUAAGCAAAAGAUUCAUCGAUCACACUUUUUUCAAGGACAGAGACUCGCGAGACUAGAUUUCUAAUGACCACUUGACCAGCCAUAGCAACACUGAUUAAUGUUGGUAUAAAUCCCUGAAACUUUAUACCGUAGGAUAAACAUAAAUCCGGCUUAAUGUUCAAGAAAACUUCAAUCCGGCUUAGAGAUGGAAUUUGGUCAUCAUUUUUUCAAAAACUAAGCGCAUUGAUAUGAAAGUCGCUAAUAAAAAAAUCACUUAUUACCUGUCAAGUGUUUUCCAUAGUUUUUUCUGUCUAAUUAAACCUAUCUCAAAUUUCAACUAUGCUUUUAUCUUUGAUUUUGCUCUGUCUUGUCUUACAAGUUCAGCAUUUUGUAAAUUACAAUUGCAUGAACAACAAGGGCUACCAAAAAAUAAAUGAAGAUAGCGUAAACAGCGAUACAUGACAUAAUCAUAAAAUGUGGGAAAUACCGAGAGCCAUUAAGGAUGCAGUCAUCCAUUAAUGAUCGAUGUCGAGAUUUUACACAUUUUCAGUUAAAAACCUAUUGAUGAUAGUUUGGUAAAGUUUCAUAACUACCAGUCAAUUAAAUUAAACCGAUUUGGUAUCAGAUCAUAUCAUAGACGUACGUAAUCAGUCCUCAAACCGGCAACUGUAUAAUCAGAUUGCGUUAUUAUUUCAUCUACAUGCCUUGUCAUAUGUUUUCUUUGGUAUUGAGCAGCAGUAUCUUAAAGUGAUGGAUCUUUAUCACUUUGGAUGAUCACUUUAAAAAACCUGUCGACUAUAUAUUGUAAUUAUUCAAGUUCUAUAUUCAAAGGUUCGUUUUUAUGACUCAAGUUUAAUUCCAGAGAUUAUAAGACACGUGUAUCUAUUAAAAAAAAAAAGUAAGCAUAAAUUUCAUAUAUGUUUUACGAUUAAUUCUUAAGAUUUUGUUUUUGGAUUCUUAAUAAGUUGGUAGUUUACUAACAAUUUUUUUUUUUAUUCUUAGAGACAAUUUGUAGGUUGAUACCUCAUUUAGCCGCAAAUAUAUUAUAUCUAAAACACUAAAACCAACUAAUCACGAUAGCUUUCAGGCCAAGUACAUAGCAUUUAAAGGUUUAAAAUACAUUUUUAAAAUUCCUUAAUCAAAAAUUUAGUGGGGACUAAGAACGUUACAGUAUCUCCAAUUAUUCAUUCAAGUUGGAAUCUGAUUGCCAAGGAUGACAUGGACACUGGAGGAUAUUAAAUGAUUUCUUUUAUUGCAAUAAUUGCUGGAUUUAAUUGGGGUCAAGAUUAGGUCUGACAUUUCGAUCUUUUUAUAGAGAUGCGAUCCAUUUGAUCUUGAUUCCAUAUUUGUACAUUAUUGUAUGUAAUGAUUCAACAUGGUGAUGACCAUGUUGGCAGUUAUUAUGAAUUUAUGAUCCCAUUCACCAAAAGGUCAUGCAUGAUCUGUGUAUAAAUAAAAGUGUUCUCAAGCUUAUUUGAUUGUACUCUCUUAAUUUUCUUUGUUUUGAUGUAACUUUUCUUUUUGAAACACAAUUUUAAUGUAACUUAAAAAAGCAAAAAUCACCCAUUCUCAUUUCAUAUGUUAAGUAUAAAUUCAAGUCAAUAUUCUUAUCAAACUUGAUAAAAUAAUAACCCAAAAUACUGAAAGUAAAUUACAAAAAGAAACUAAAUACUGCGAAGCAGAAACUUUUUCUUUAUUGAUCGAGGACAACCUAGUUAAUGAUAAACAAACACACUAAACUUGGCUAUAUUUGUGAGAAUUCAAUAGUUUAAGUUAAAACUUUUAAAUUCUUUUACACUAUUAGAAAAGUUGGUUUUAAAUCCUAGAAAAAUGAUUCUAACAACUAUACAUACUGUUAAAAAACGUUUAUAAAAAAAAUCAUAAUGAUAUAUAAAAGUUAAACGGUAACAUUUAUAUUUUCAUAAGGCAGUUCAAAUGUAAAUAGAACCAUCAUAGAUGAAGCUUUGUAAAUCAUGUAUAGUAAUAUUUUUCUAAUAGAACAAUAAAGUAAUAUAUUUACGAUUAUUUACUCUCUUUUUUUGCAAAAACUUAUUAUUUAUUUAUUUGUUAAUUAAUUGUAACCAAUUAUAAGCGGAAUAACAAAAAGAAAAACAGAAAUCAAAAGAGAAAGGAACAGUAGUGGGGGGAGGAGAUGGCGAGGAGGAAGAUAAGCAAGGAAGAAGUUGUACAGAAGCUUAAGGACGACGGCGAUUUUGACAGUCUCCGCGUCAAUAUCAUACGCCGCCUCAAAGAUAACGAGGAAUUACGGAACAACAUGAUAUCACUUGUCAAGGAGUCAGCAGCUCUGAAUCGACCGGGUGUUCAAAAUAUGAAAACUAGGCAACUCUCUGAUGCCAUUUUCCAAGAAGUCGUAAGCAAGAUGCUGAGCCAGCUCUCAGAUGGGUUGUGGGGGAUAAUAAGAUCAGAAGACGGGAUGAAGAGCGAGAUCAAAGAAACCGUGCAAUCCGUCUAUGCUAUAUUAUCUAACCCAGGAGGCCUUCAAGAGGGACCAUCCACGAGAGAAGCGGGACGUAAUAUACCAGCACCGGUCUCAAUAGGUGAAGCCUCCUCGUCUUAUCCCCAUUUAGAGAAGGAGCUACCUAGGUUUGGUCCAGCUGGUAAACAGAAGCAAGAGCUGAUUCGAGGAGCUGUAGAAGAAGAAAGCAAAGGAGAAGCAGCAUGUAGUUAUAGUAGCACCAACAGAGUUAAUCACAUUGACAACAACAGUGAUGACGAAGAUCAUGAACUCCCUCCUGGUUUUGGCUAAACAUGUAGUUAUUCUUUUUAGACUUUUCUUUGUGUAAGAUUAUAGCACUAAAAUCAGAUCUUAUAAUAACAAUCACAUUGAGAAUAAAAAUACUGUCCACAAGUUUAUAGAUACAAAUAUUUCUAUUGAGCUGGAAAAACUUUUGUCUACCCGGAAGCAUAGUUCUUUCUAUUCAAAGACUAUGAAUACAUUACAAACGGAGGUGAUAACUGUAGUAGUUAGAAUAGUGAACAACAGGUUUCGUGGUGUAGUUGGUUAUCACGUCAGUCUAACACACUGAAGGUCUCCGGUUCGAACCCGGGCGAAGCCAAAAUCUGAUUUUUUUUUCUUUGGUCGAUUGACCAAAUCACCAAAUGUUGUAGAUAAUGUUUUGCUGUUCGACGGCCCCAUGCAAAUAGCUUUAGCCCCACUAUACUAGGCCCACUAAUGGUGGGUUGCACAUGGAAACAAAUGGUUCGUAUAAUAGUCUGACCUGCAUUACUUUUUUCUUGUAGAAGAAUGUAGUCACUUCAAAUCGAAUCAAGAACAUGUGGUGAUUUAGAUAUUCUACUCCUUUACUAAAACCUCACAUUUACCUGUAUAAGUCGUCAUUUA
Messenger RNA from Brassica napus (rape), 4034 nucleotides. RefSeq lists its product as uncharacterized. Lineage: Eukaryota; Viridiplantae; Streptophyta; Magnoliopsida; Brassicales; Brassicaceae. The record is from RefSeq and is a predicted model, not a curated record. Bases 2826 to 3440 code for a protein of 204 amino acids. The transcript has 3 exons.